Messenger RNA from Cherax quadricarinatus, 933 nucleotides. NCBI's taxonomy places the organism in Eukaryota, Metazoa, Arthropoda, Malacostraca, Decapoda, Parastacidae. The record is from RefSeq and is a predicted model, not a curated record.
GGCGCUCAGAGUGCUAUGGAUCCAUGGUGCUUCCCUAACUGCAAUUAUUCGUGGCACCGGCAGGACGUGGAGAGUUCCAGGAUGCCUGUGGAGUUGUACUAUUUCCCAGCGUCACCGCCCUGCAGGUCGGUCAUGCUCACAGCCAAGGCCGUAGACCUAAAACUCACCCUGAAGGAGGUAAAUAUGCAGGCUGGGGAACACUUGAAGCCAGAGUUCGUGGCCAUCAACCCCCAGCACAGCAUCCCUACCCUGGUGGACGGCAACAUCAAGCUCUGGGAGAGCCGCGCUAUCUGCUCUUACCUGGCAACUCAGUAUGGAAAGGACGACUCUCUCUACCCCAACAACCCGAAGGCCAGGUGCCUGGUCGAUGCCAGGCUCUACUUCGACAUGGGCACACUAUACCAGCGCUGGGCAGACUACGCUUACCCAGUUUUCCAUGGGGAGAAACCAGAGGAGUCCAAGCUGAGCAAGGUGAAGGAGGCACUGGGGUGGCUGAAUCUCUUCCUGACUGACUUCACCUACGCUGCCGGGAACAAGAUUACUAUAGCUGACAUGUGUCUGGUGGCGACGGUGUCGACGAUAGAGGCGGCAGGCGUGGAGCUGGACGAGUACACGCGCAUCCAACGUUGGCUCAAGAAAUGCAAGACACAGAUGCCAGGCUACAAGGAAGCCAAUGGUGAUGGGGCACAGGCCAUCGGGGAGCUCUUAAAGCCCAAGUUACAGAAUAAGACAGAGUGACUGUGGUGUUCCUUGGUCGUUCACGCCCACAGUGUGUAUGGGCACUUGCCCAAAACCACAGUGUGCAUGGGCGUUCGCCCACGCCCAGUGUGUAUGGGCGCGUACCCACACCCACAGUGUGUGUGUGUGUGGACGCUCGCUCAGAUCAUGCUCCCAUUACUUUAUAAAGGGCUCAAUAAAAAAGUAUUAACAUUU